UUCAGAUUCGACACACAAAUUACUAGAUGAGCUGACGCGUCCGCAGACGGAUCAGUUGCGUGGCAGUUCGGCGUCGGCGAGUACCUCCGGGAGCAGUUGGAAGAAGAAAAGUCGUUAAGAAUGGCGCUGAAUAUUCUCGUGACCGGCGGGGCGGGUUUCGUCGGAUCGCACACGGUGCUUGAGCUGCUGAACGCGGGUCACUCCGUUUACUGUGUGGACAACCUGUGCAACGCGUACGCCAGCAGUGGCUCAAAGUUGCCGGAAUCGCUGAAACGGGUACAGGAAAUUACGGGGUCGACCAUCACUUUCUAUGACGUGGACAUUCGGAAUCGCACCGAGCUGCAAGCGGUCUUCCGGAAGCACAAAAUUGAUUGCGUGGUCCAUUUUGCAGCGCUGAAAGCGGUCGGUGAGUCAUGCCGGAUUCCACUGCAAUACUACCAAAACAAUAUCACCGGCACGAGCGUGCUACUCGAAGCGAUGGCAGAGGCUGGCGUGUUCAAGAUCGUUUACAGCUCGAGUGCCACCGUGUACGGAGAGCCACGAAAGUUGCCGCUCACCGAGACCCAUCCGACGGGGAACUGCACCAAUCCGUACGGCAAGAGCAAGUACUUUACGGAGGAAAUCCUCAAGGAUCUGUGCGAUUCGGAUGGCCGCUGGUCGGUGGUGUCGCUGCGUUACUUCAACCCCGUGGGAGCGCACAAGUCGGGCCGCAUCGGUGAGGAUCCGAACGGCGAGCCAAACAACCUGAUGCCCUACAUUUCGCAAGUGGCCAUCGGACGGCGAGAGUGUUUGAAGGUGUUCGGCAGCGAUUACGAUACUCCGGACGGUACCGGUGUGCGUGAUUAUAUUCACAUUGUCGAUCUGGCCGAGGGUCACGUGCACGCAAUCGAUAAGCUGGCGGGCGGUUCCAUCAGUGGCUUCCGCGUGUACAAUCUUGGUACGGGUCGCGGUUACUCGGUGCUGGAAGUGGUCAGCGCCUUUUCGAAGGCUUCCGGCAGAGACGUCAAGUACGAGCUGGUCGACAGACGUCCUGGGGAUGUUGCGUCCAGUUAUGCUGAUGCUUCACUAGCCGCCAAAGAGCUCGGAUGGACCGCACGGCGGGGACUGGACGAGAUGUGUGAGGACACGUGGAAUUGGCAGAAGAACAAUCCAAACGGGUUUGCUGGAUGAGAAACUAGUGGCCAUAGACUAGCAAAUGACCAAAGCUUUUCGUUGCGCUCGCAACGACACGAUUCGCAAAUGAUUCCUGUAGAACGCUUUUAAGUUGCAUUUUAAUUACCCGCUUCUUGUCGUGCUAGUUAUUAAAUUGGUUUUUACCAUCGUGUAAAACUUCUUAUAGAGCAAUAUAUUCCCUAUCACACGCUGCGUGGGUUAGCUUACAUAAAUAAAAUUUUACU
Messenger RNA from Anopheles cruzii, 1397 nucleotides. RefSeq names its product UDP-glucose 4-epimerase (gene Gale). The transcript is spliced from 4 exons. Gene Ontology annotation, biological process: beta-D-galactose catabolic process via UDP-galactose, Leloir pathway. Gene Ontology annotation, molecular function: UDP-glucose 4-epimerase activity. Lineage: Eukaryota; Metazoa; Arthropoda; Insecta; Diptera; Culicidae. Gene Ontology annotation, cellular component: cytosol. The coding region runs from base 121 to 1170 and encodes 349 amino acids. The record is from RefSeq and is a predicted model, not a curated record.